AUGUUCAAGAAGAAGCACGAUCCUUUUGAGGAGCUGCUCAAACCGGAGCCUGCGGCCCCAAAAAAACAGUUUCUGCAGCAGGUGAUUGUCGCCGCCAAACCUGCUGAAGCUGCUACAGAUGCUUCUAGUUCAGCUGCCAGUGCUCGUUACAGCUCGCCGUUCCGUAACUCACAACUGCUAGCUGGAGCUCAGAAACGGAAAGCUCAAAAAUUCCCCACCGUGUCCGCUACUGGACCAGGCGCUACGAGCUCAGACAUGGGCUACAAGGUGAUCGACGCUGCUCGUAAAAGAGCCAAGGACAUAGCAGUUCCAAGCUACCUCCAGGGCACUGACGAACGCCAACGCCGCAAACUGGACAAAUUGGAGCGGAAGGAGGACUCGUUGCAAUAUAAAAAGGAUUCGCAAAAGAUUGUAGAUAUUCGUGAAAGUGCCAAGAAGGCAGAAGCAGGUGAGGAAAUAGCGGCCGUCGAAGGCGAAGAGGGGGAGCACGCUGAAGGUACCAAACCACUUGAAAGCGAUGAACCAGUGGAACCAGUCGAGCCCGUCGAGCCAGUCGAGCCACUUGAAAGCGAUGAACCAGUGGAACCAGUUGAGCCAGUUGAGCCAGUUGAGCCAGUUGAGCCAGUUGAGCCCGUCGAGCCAGUCGAGCCACUUGAAAGCGAUGAACCAGUUGAGCCAGUUGAGCCAGUUGAGCCAGUGGAACCAGUUGAGCCAAUUGAGCCAGCAGUGGAACCAGUUGAGCCAAUUGAGCCAGCAGUGGAACCAGUUGAGCCAGUGGAACCAGUUGAGCCAAUUGAGCCAGCAGUGGAACCAGUUGAGCCAAUUGAGCCAGUUGAACCAGUCGAGCCAGCUGAAGUCGCCAAACACGUCGGACUCGCUCCCUCGACCCCCACCGAUGCCCCUGUUCCUCCGCCCGAGCCUCUAGAAGUGUCCGAGACCGCUGCUGUUGAACCUCUUGAAACUUCCGACAUUGUUAGCGCCACGACCGCGGCUGAAACCUCUACGAAUGGUCCUACGAAACCCAUUGAUCCCAAAGUUGCGCCAAGAGUCCCAUUUGCCACCGGAAUCUUCGCCCUUUGGACUCGCUCCGGUAAUCGUGGUCAGCCUGUAGCAUCUCCCAAUGAUCCGGAAUUUAUUGUGAGGUUCGAUAAAGGUUACAUGUCUAAGGCCCUGCACGAUACUUUGGAGUAUGAGGAACUCGUUCAUAAAAAAGAAAUGGCUGAUUAUACAAAGGAAAAUGAGGCCAAGUAUGAUUCCAAAGCUAAAGAAUAUGACGACCAUUUGGCCUCUCUCAAGUCGCAGAUUGCAGAGCUCGAAACAACCAUGCAGCAAUUGAAACUUGAUACAGCAGAAAAAAUCAAGCUCAGCGAUACUGUCCUGUCAGCCAACAUAAUCGACUCUAAUGCCAAACACAGUGCAGUGAAAAACACAAUCUUCGCGGAAACUGAAAAUAUUAAAGCCACCAAGUUGGAAGAAAAAGAGAGUGUGGAGGAGGUUCAGAACCAAGUCAAGGCUGAAAUUGAGGAAUUGGAGAAAACCAAGGCAGAGGUGGACGCUGACUUUCAAGAGCAUCAAACUCGUGUUGACGGUUUGACUGCUGAUUUGGAGACCAAGCUCGCUGCUAUUCAAGAAUUGAAUGACAAACAGGUUGAAGUCCAGGAAUCGAUUGACGUUCUCACACAAAGAAAGGAUGAUUUAGUCGCCGAGACCGACGCGCAUGAUCAACAACAUGAGUCUAACUUCGCCGUACUCGAGAGUAUUAAGAACAAAGAGUAUCUGCCACAAAUUAAUGCGAUUGAUGCUCAAAUUUCAGAAAUGUUGACCAAUCUGACAGUCAUUAAGCAAGAAACUGCAAACCAGGAAAGCGAAUUUGCUGUUGUGUCAAAACGUUUGGAGGAGGAAAGUGAGGAGCGCAAGGAAAAAUUGAGGCUUGAAGAGGAAGCCCGCAAGCGUGAAGAAGAGGAACGCUUGCAGAAGCAACGCGACGAACACGAGCAGAAAAUUUUGCUCUUGCAGCAAGACCAUGCUCGUCAACUAGAUGAAGCUGAUCAAAAGGCUUUAGAGGCGCAGCAAGAGCACCAGCGUCAGUUAGACGAAGCGGCUAAGAAAGCUGUGGAAACUGAAGCUGCCUUACAAGCCGAGCGCGAACAACGUGAGCUUAGGGAAAGAGAUAACGUCAGGCUGUUAGGCGAGAAGGCCAUACAAGAACAAGAAAAUGCAAAAAUCGCCGACAGGGCUCUGGAAGAGGAACUAAAAAGCAAGAGCUACAACCGAGCCCUCGCGAUGGAAGGUGCUGAGGAGGCAUACUUGAGAAACAAGGAUAUUUCGAACCACAAGCCCACAAAUCCUGUUCUCAGUAACCAAUCUCUAAACGCUACCAAAGACAGCUCGUUGUUCGAAUAUUUCACCGAAAAAGAGAUUACCUACGUAACCCCAAGCCAAAGUAAUGUAUGA
Molecule: messenger RNA, 2454 nt
Organism: Lachancea dasiensis
Lineage: Eukaryota; Fungi; Ascomycota; Saccharomycetes; Saccharomycetales; Saccharomycetaceae
Source: the annotation of a GenBank genome assembly